CAGACCCCAACAUCUCCUCGCUCGCCUCGAGCCUUUAAGACUGGAAAAUGAAGACCGACAUCACGCAAAUUAUUCUGCAGAAGCUGACCACCGGCGAGAUCUUCGAAGUUCUCGAAGAGGUUGAUAAAGCGUCCGCAAAGACCGCAAGUGAGGCUGCAGCAGCCGCAGCGGCUCUUCAGAAAAAAACAAACAAGAAAGCGAAAUCGGCAAGCGCAGCUGAUAAUGAUGAUGCUGAGACAUCCACAACAUCAUCUUCCCUCACGUUCUCGAAGUUGGAGCAAGUUGCCCUCGCACUAAAGGAGCAGAACGCGCACGAGUUCGAGAAAAUUUUGGAAAACGACACUCGCUUCACCGAUUCCCACAAACAGAAGAUCAAAACUGCGUUGGAAUCCGGAUUGAAGAAACAGACGAAAAUCCGGGAGGAAAGAAAACUGAAAUUCAUAAACCUGGCGAACGAAAAGAUUCGCGAGAAAAAGGAGCAAUUUAUGAGGGCGAACAUUUCAAAAACAUCUGAGAGGUCUUCAAGUGCCGCCGCCGGUGGUUCUACCAUCACGGGAUUAAGGUUUUCCUCGGUCGUGAAUGCCAACUUCGCAAAGAAUGCAGCGGCGGCUAGUAGUGCAGCGGCGGCGAAGAGGAAUGUUAAUAAAACUGCGAGGAUGAGUGCCGCGGAACGGUCCGGCGCGCCUCUCGAUGACGAUGGUAGAUUGUCUCAAGUGGAAAUGCUGGGAGACCAGGGGGCGUCUGCGGAAGACUUGGAAUUGCUGAAGAAUCGCCGCAUGACGAGGAACGAACUGAGGAGACUUCUAGAUCACGUGAAAACUACCACAACUACUGCAUCGGGACGAAAGAAGAACAAGGGUCCUGCCGGCGCAACGAGGGACUCAGCCGCAGAGAAGCAGGAGGAGGGUAAUGCAGGUGAAGAGGAAGCUACUUUGGACGAUGCACAAGCUGUAGUUGAUCCAUCUACCCGACAAACCGUGAAGCAGUCUCUGAAGCAGGUGAUCGACCAGAAGUUUAUUCAACAGCAGAAAAAGGCGGACGAAACCCGGAAGAGUUAUUUGUUGAAGAAUCAAAAAGACGAGCAGAUUCAGCAACUGGACGACUCCUCCGCGCUAAACAGGGCGAGCGCUUACUUGUCGAGAAAAAUCGGGUUGCGGCUCCGUGGGAGGAGCGCCGAACAGUACGCAUCGGAAUUCAUGGACGAAACGGACGUGGCUCUGCGCAGGCUGCAGCGAGAUUUGCACUACUUGAACGUGGAGGAGUUUUUGGAGCGCUUUUCGGAAUUACAGCACGUGGUGACAACGCUGAAGGAAGCGAAAGAAGGAAAUACUUCAUCUACUGCAGGACCCGGAGUUGAUGAAAAUGAAAACACCACGAAAAAGAAAAGGUACCCCUUCGAAAAGGAUCUAUACGCCCCGGAACUGCAAGACCGGCUGGCGGAGGUACGAGAGGACAUUGUGGAGUUAGCGAAAGUGGGAAAUCUGAAGAUGAUACAGAAUCACGUCAGCUCGCUCAAGUUGCUGCUCGUCGGCGUGAAAGAACAAAGUGGGAAGAAAUUUGAGGAAAAUAAAACGCAGGCAACCGGUGCGCCGGGGGAUGAACAACCUUCUGCGGAGGAGCCACAGUUCCUGAAGGUGCCAGAUGUAGGGCCGCGGACGAUGCCAGUGCCACCGCAGGUGGCAGAAGAUCGUGCUGGUCGGACGCAACAACAAGCAUCAGUCUUGUCCGCUGCUGGUGCAGCUGGUGCGACUAGAACCACCGUCGACACCGAACAGCUCGGAGCUUUACUUUCUUUCCUGGACAAAAUCAUCCUUCCGUCCGAAACAAGGAAAGCGGGCCGCUCGGUGUUGAUGCUGCAACAGCGGGGAAACUUGAUCGGGAACCAAGAUGCGGAAGGCGACGCCGAAGAGUUCGAUAUGACGAUGGACCAAGGGAUUUCCAUGACGGAUAUCGGCACAACGUCCGUCCAGAAAAGUGCUGACGGUAGUUCUGCUUCACCGAGGGGAGCGCCGUCGGGACAAGGCGACAAUGCUUUUGGUGGGUCUGGUUCAGCAGCUGCAGGAGAUGGUACAACUACAAAAGACGACACCAAAACCUCCCGAAAUUCGAAGAGGACCUCGAAGCGAAGUAGUAAAAACAGCUUGAAGAAGCGCAGCAGUAAAAACAGUGACAGUGAGGACGAGGAGGAAGAUUCGGACGACGACGACCUAUCUGGAACCGAGGACGAGGAUUCCAGCGACGAAAAUGCGCUGUGAGAAAGUGAAGAAGAACAAGAAGAUAGAAGAACGAGCAUGAUGAUUCUCCUCGCAAGACAAAACUUCCGAAUAAACUCUUGUAGCUGGAGGCUCCUAGUACUACAAUGCUUUCACUGAAUUGAAGAGUUGAAAAAUACGCAGACCACGCAGUAGCACCAAGCAAAGUUAUAGCACCGGAGUCAUUCGCUAGCACCCACCAAGACCUUUUGCGCAAGUGUAUCAAAAAACAUCUAUGAGCAGUUUGAAAAUCAAAAUUCUGGUGACACGACUCAACUAUAAAAUUAUGCAAACAUUAGAAAAGCAAAAGUCGACGCCUGUUUCAAUUGCGCCAGGAAAUUGAUCAUGCUUACGCUCACUGACUGUUCUUCACGUAGGGAUGCCACGGAAAGCCUUAUUGUAAAUUUGCGUGGCGCUAUUUCAGUCACUAGUUGGAUCCCACGCGUGAAACAAUGCAAAGCUCUGCAAGAGGAAGAGAGGCUGUGGAUGGUAAGUACACAGUUCGUUCGAUAUAUCAGAUGAUGAAGAUCAUACAUGCAAG
This is a messenger RNA of Amoebophrya sp. A120, 2793 nucleotides long. The record is from the annotation of a GenBank genome assembly. NCBI's taxonomy places the organism in Eukaryota, Dinophyceae, Syndiniales, Amoebophryaceae.